AUGGACGAUGAUCCUCCUUCUCCUACUGGCGAUGGUCACAGGCCUAUCCACGAGCCCAUCAUCAUUGCCUUUGACAACAGCGGCGACGGCCUGCUCCGCGUGCCCGGGUUUAGCGCUAUCCCUCUGCAUUAUGAGCUCCCGUCCGACGCGCGCUUUGCCCACGGCAUUGAAGAGUGGCGUCAGGCACCCGCCGUCACGGCACGUGAGCUGGCCAUGACUACAGCAAUGAACCGUGUGACUGAUCUCCCGAACUGGCAUGUCGACAUCUUCAACGAUGCGGUCGUGGCGUGCUGGCGGCAAAACAGUACCACCUCCAUCACGAUGAAUCCCCUGCUGAGUGACCGGGCUUGGGCCUGGUGCGUGCGGGAACUGCGCGAUAAGGCCACCGAAUAUCGUCAGAAGAGACAUAUCCAGGUGCUGGACACUGGGUCCUGCGUUUGCAAGUCUGAUCAUGUUCCUGCGCUUCGAACGGGGGAGCUGGCUGGUGAGUUCCAACGUGCGGUGCUACCGGUGCUCCGGACCCUCAUGCAAUCCGGGUUGUUGGAUUGGCGGUCUAAGUGUAGAUUAAGUAUCAUCGACCCGAACUUGUUUCCGCUGGUCCAUGGGCGGAGCUUGGUUUUGACUGAUGGGGUUCGAGUGGAGGUAGAGAAUGUGCUGGGCGCGUAUCAAGGAGCAACAACCCUUGCGCCGACUCAUAUUGACAAGAGAACAGAUUCGGCAGAUGUCCAAAGACGGAUUGAGAAGUCGCGGCAGCUUUUGUUGGGGGUGCAUGCCGACUCUAAAACAGCACCUCACUAUCGAUGGAGCGCGAAUUACCAGGCUCUGCCGUGUGAAGUGGAGUUUGUUGGGGAUGCAGGGUCGACGAAGAUGCGCCUCACCUCAUAUAUCAACAAUCUGCACCCGAUGCACCAGGACCUCUAUCGUUCAAUCGAAGGGCUGGUGGGCCGGGCGGUCCCGUUGUGGAACGAUUGUCUGGUGCAGGGACAGCGCGGCUGGAGCGAUAUCCUGAAUCAAGGCCAGCUGGGGCCGGUGCCGCUACGGAUUAUUACGUAUGGAGUAGAAUGGGAGAAUGAGCUUCCCGAAUGGCUGCUCGCCUUCCGGGUUCCAGCAAAGGCGCGGAAAGGGAUGUACCGUAGAGCCCGAGAAGCACUCUUUAAUAGUUCGGGAGACAACACGGAUGAGGGCCGUAAAAGGCACCGAAAGGCACAAGAACAGCUGGAAUGCCUUACAGACGUGGAGGGGAACGAAGACAAGGAGUUGCCGCCCCCAGAUUCAAACCUCUGGCAACGCGCAAAGGAGUAUCUCGAGCUCCCAGAGGAUGGAUCGGCUACUCCCGUUCCUGCCCCGGAGGACUGGCAGCAAUACACCUGGGAUAAAAUCGAACGCAAGGUCAAGCGGCUGCUGCGCGUCCGCCACCCAGAGCCAGGGACCGCGUUUUCUUAUGAAGAGUGGAAGACGGGGCGCCACAAUGAGAGAGCUGUGGUUGAUCUCGUCCGCGAGCGGAAGGAUUGGGGCAAAAUUCCCUACAAGCCAGUCACGCCUCCCCACAAACCCUAUACUAUUCGGCUCCAGGACACUUUCCGUUCGCAAGGACUGCAAAUAAUUGUAAACAUGGAGAACAUCGAGCUCACCCCUGACAGCCAGGACUACAGAGGAACGGACUGGCACAUGGAAGGCCAGCUCAAUGAGCAUGUGGUAGCUGUCGCCAUCUUUGCAUACGAUAUCAAUAAUAUCACCAAACCCCAGAUUUCUUUCCGUCAGAAUACCAAGCUAGAUGAAAGCUUUUAUCGAUAUAGGGAGGAUGAAGAGCAAGAGCAAAGGCGGCAUCCCAGAUUGCAGCCGGCCCGGAGAUAUGGGAAACACGGCUACUCAGAUCUGAAUGAAGUAGCGGAGAUCCUGGGAUAUGAUGGCUGGGACCUCGAUACUGAUAACCAUGCAGUGAGAUCAUGGCAGAAUAAAGGUGCAGUUUCGGUCUCGCAAGGGCGUUUGAUCGCAUUUCCCAACCUCCUAGAGCACCGCGCUGAGCCCUUCUCCCUGGCUGAUCCGAGCCGUCCGGGGCAUUAUCGUUCCAUCACGUUGUAUCUGGUUGACCCUCACUAUCGCGUCUGCUCCACCCGCAAUGUGCCCCCGCAGCAGCACCAUUGGUGGGCACAAGCGGUAGAUGAGGACCUGAGCACCGCUGGACUACCCCAAGAGAUAAUUGAUGAGAUCAUGCAAAAUACAGACAACUGGCCUAUGGGGUUGCCGGAAGCCCGGCGGCACCGCAACGCGUUUUUGAAAGAGCAUCGCUGGAACAACUUAGUCAGGAUUAAUAGGAUGGAUUAUCCACACUUCAAUUAUUGA
Molecule: messenger RNA, 2343 nt
Organism: Penicillium vulpinum
Lineage: Eukaryota; Fungi; Ascomycota; Eurotiomycetes; Eurotiales; Aspergillaceae
Product: DUF4246 domain-containing protein
Exons: 1
Coding region: 1-2343 (780 amino acids)
Source: RefSeq, a predicted model, not a curated record